AUGAAGAGGUCUUUGUGGCUUUCAGUUAGUGCAACGCUUUGUUUGACUUUCUUGCAGCAAGUUGCAUCUGAAGAUGUGCACUCCAGAGCUAAACGUUUUUUGAUAUUUCCACGACAAGCGCCCACAAGACAUCAGUUCAUUGCCGGUAUUGGUAUUCCUGCCGAUCUUGAGUACGAAUCGCUCACUGUGGGCUAUGUCCUGAAAGCGGAGUAUUAUCUGCCCUAUAACGCAACCGUCUACAGGCAAAACCCCCUGUUUCCUGAAUACAAACCAAACAACAUAGACGCCCAACGAAAAUUAUUUAUGAAGCCCACAGAUUUACGCUGGCAACUUUAUCAAUUUAUCGAACACAUGCUUAAUGGAUAUGGUUUAAAUGGCCAUGACUGUCUUUUGGAGGCGAUAUGCGAGGCUAAUAAUAUCAAAUUUGCCAAGGACUUUAGUACCGCCGCAGAAAUGUUACACUUGCUUUUAAGUCCUUCUUCUACUUUAAACUCCGAGUCUAGUCGAGCUCUGGAUUUUAUUCUCGCGGAAAAAGAUGGAACACGUAGGGAUUGUUCAAAGUAUGACUGCAAUACAAAGAUAAUUAACUGGUUUUCGUUCGUCAACAAAAUGAACUUUUGA
Messenger RNA from Drosophila santomea, 621 nucleotides. RefSeq lists its product as uncharacterized. Lineage: Eukaryota; Metazoa; Arthropoda; Insecta; Diptera; Drosophilidae. The coding region runs from base 1 to 621 and encodes 206 amino acids. The transcript has 4 exons. The record is from RefSeq and is a predicted model, not a curated record.